UUUUUUUUUUUAAAUUUCCUGGCAGUUGAGACACCAUGAUGGAUAACCGCUUUGCUACAGCUCUAGUAAUUGCCUGUGUGCUCUGCCUCAUUUCCACCAUUUAUAUGGCAGCCUCAAUUGGUACAGAUUUCUGGUAUGAGUACCACAGUCCCUCACCAGCUGAAAAUGCCAGCGAACUUGGCAAAAGUAUUUGGGAUGAAUUCAUCAGUGAGGAAGCAGAUGAGAAGACUUAUACAGAUGCGUUGUUCCGGUGCAACGGCACAGUUGGAUUGUGGCGGAGAUGUAUCACUAUGCCCAAAAACUCUCACUGGUACAGUCCACCAGAAACUGAUAUGGUGAGAAGCUGCAUCAGUUUUUCCCUCUCCGAUCAAUUUGCUGAGAAGUACAUGGAACCUGGGAACCACAAUAGUGGCAGUGACCUGAAUCGGACCUAUCUUUGGCGUUUUCAGUUCCUCCUACCCUUCGUCAGCUUAGGACUGAUGUGCUUUGGGGUUUUGAUUGGCCUCUGUGCUUGUGUCUGUCGCAGUCUCUACCCUGCCAUUGCCAUAGGAGUCCUACAUUUCAUUGCAGGUCUGUGUACGCUGGGCUCAGUCAGCUGCUAUGUAGCUGGAAUUGAGCUGCUCCAUCAGAAGCUGCCCCCACCUGAUGAUGUGCAGGGUGAAUUUGGCUGGUCCUUCUGCCUAGCUUGUGUCUCAGCUCCUUUACAGUUUAUGGCAGCUGCCCUCUUCAUCUGGGCAGCCCGCACCAACAGGAAGGAAUUCACACUCUUGAAAGCGUACCGUGUAGCAUAAAUGGGACACUUCGUUUACGGCCAGUUGCUGCUUCACAGUAUUUUGUUUCAAUACUAUAGCCUUUUCCCAGUCUUAUUCCAUACUUACUUUGAUUGGGUAUAAGUUCCAUGUACUGCAUGCUUCUUGCCAGCUGAAUUUCAGCAGUCUGCAGGUUUUUGAAGACAAAGGCCUCUGGGCCAAAUUUCCAAACCUGAAUAGCUUUCACUUGCCAGAAACCUGCAGAAUUUUAAUAGUCUUUUAUUGUAUAACUUUUUUACAAGAAAAUAUUUUAUUUGUGGAAAUAGUAUUAAGAGCUCAUCCACUUUUUAAAUUAUACCCUAACUGAACACUCACAUCUAAAUCUGAUCUGGAAAAACAGGAGACACAUUGUGGGACAGAAGAUGAAGAAUAGGAGAAGAAAAAGGGAGAUGCAGGAGACCUGUCACGUGUGAAUAGAGAAUUAGGCACUACAUGUUAUGAGGUCCCAGCAGGUGGUGCCCACUAAGAACACAGAGCAGAGAUGGAUGUGCAAAAUUGUGUGUAGAAAUGGUAUAGCUACAUCUUUGUUGUGAUCUCACUUCUGUUUCUUUCUCUUACACUCAUUAGUUUUUCCUUUUAAUCUCUUCUGACCAGGCUGAUGUAAUUGGGGAAGUCAGCUGCAGUUUUUGUGCUCUGUAAAAUAGGCCCCUCCUUUAAUGUGGUGAAAGGACAGUCCUCAUGCCAGGUUUGGAUUUAAUUUGGUUAAUAUAUGUGUGUGUGUGUAUAUAUAAAUAAAUAUAACUUUUUUAAAAGCUUA
This is a messenger RNA of Pelodiscus sinensis (Chinese soft-shelled turtle), 1566 nucleotides long. The record is from RefSeq and is a predicted model, not a curated record. Lineage: Eukaryota; Metazoa; Chordata; Testudines; Trionychidae.